AUGCCACUGGCUAGGCGCAUUCGCACUUCGCCCGGCUACUUGUACGUCAAGCUGUACCUCCUCUGCAGCCUCGUCUCCUUCUCUCAGGCCAGACCCAUCACGCGUCACUUGGAUCACAAGCAGCUGCAGCGCUUUCAUCGAUUGUGGAGCUUGCUGCCAGGUCACGUGGCUGAGCGAGAAGCAGAAGCAGCUGGUAGAGAUGCUCGAAAGGCUCUGUCAGGGCGUGACAAGCCGCCUUGGUUGGACGACCACUCGUCUGCAGGACCCAUUGUGCCGAAGAAGCCCACAACGGCAGCAACAGAAAGGAUGCCAGCCUCCGCAUCCCCCGCUUCGCCCACGUCCGCGCCCUCUUCGCACCACACCCUUGCUGCUUUGGCCAGAGCUGCGAGGAGGGGCGAUCGACCAUUUCGAAUCCCAUUUGCUCUCAAAUCCCUUGCCCCAGACUCUGCACCGUACGCAGCCCUCAUCAAGGCCUUUCGCCGUGCAGAGUCCAGUUUGACCCACACGAACGCAGCCUCUCUGGCCAAGUUUUACGCUUCCAUGCUGAACAGACCCAGGGGUACGGGAGAGCGCAUAGCUAGCGUGUUGGCAGAGGCCGCCAGGCUCCCACGCCGGUGGUUUGAUCGAGCCAAAGAUCUGGCAGAGAUUCGAGGGCGCAUCCAAGAAGAGGAGAUCGACGUGAAGCGGUGGCCAGAGUUGCAGUGGGACAGUCACGUGCGCGUCUCUCGUCGAAUGCACCCCAUCGAGUCUCGCUUCUUGCGACAGCGUCGCCGUGCCGUUGCGCAAAGUGGAUCUCUGUCCCGUCUUCUCGACUUGCCCAAAGACGAGGUCGUGCAUCCCAAAGAUGUCCCGCUAAUAGGCAUUGGCGGAUCAGGCGGAGGUUACAGAGCCAAAUUCGGCUUCACUGCUGGCCUGCUCGCCCUGCAGCGAGGCGGCGUCUGGGACUGCGCAGCGUGGAGCGCUGGUGUCAGUGGCAGCUGCUGGACGCUUGCAGCGCUCUACACGAUCGCUUCGCACGACGCGCAAAAGCUGCUGGCACACUAUACAGCAGUAGCGAGCGAAGGCUUUCAUCCCCUUAGUCGCCAAGCACUCGACGUCGUUGCUCGGUCCAAGCGCGGGACGUACUUUCUGCUUGCCCCUCUGAUCGCCAAGGCGAGGAGCGGAGUGGUCGGUCUUGGCUUGAUGGACCUUUAUGCGACCAUGACGACUAGCUACCAAUUCCUUUCGCGGUCACCGCAAGCCAGACCUCGUCUGAGCCGAUCGACAUUCCAGUGGUCCAGAGUCUUUUCUCGCUCGGCGCUACACGACGGUGCGCAACCUAUGCCCAUCCUCACUGCAGUUCGGAGAGACUUGGCUGUCCAGACACCACCUUACCAAUGGUGGGAGGCAACGCCCAUAGAGAUCGGGUCGCCUGAGAAAGGAGCGUGGAUUCCAUCAUGGAGUUUCGGUAGAAUUUUUGAGAGAGGCGAGUGCAAGCGCAGACUACCCGAGAUGAGCCUUGCCCUGCUGCUGGGAUACUGCACGAGUGCUCCCGCAGGUCCAUUGAGCGGAUACAUUUCUGCGCUAUUGGCAACGCUGCCCGAGGAAACGCUGGCUCGGAACCUUCUAUCGCGGCUCAAUGCCUUUGUGCAACGGCAACGCUUUGAAAAGAUGUGGGGCAACCCGAUCAGAGCGGCCGACGAACCGAACCCCCUCUGGCGAGGUCGAGCACCGCCGAAGCUGGGCGCAGGAGAGUGCGCCGCGACUGCGCUUGAAAAUGCACCGCGGCUAAAGCUGAUGGAUAGCGGUCUUGCCAACAACCUUCCUUCGCACAUCUUUUCCAUGCCUUCUAGGCUGGCAGAUGUGAUCGUUGCCAUGGACUAUUCGUCUGACGUGCAGACUGGAGCCUCGCUUGCCCGCCUCUCGCUCUUUGGUGUGGAGAGGGGCUUGCACUUGGUCAAGCGUCCAGGACUCGCGGAAAAGACGGAAGAAGAGCUGGAAGAAACGAGAUGCGCGAGAGGUAGUCUAGAUGCUUCUCCAACCUCUACCGACUUUGCACGGAGCUUCAAGGCCAAGUAUGCUCAGAUUGUGGAUGCAUGGCCGGCUAAUGAGGAGCAUCCGGCGGGACUGCACGAGGCGCCCAGCGACGUUGCUUUACCUGGAAAGGAUAAGCAGAGCCACACAAUCGUGUAUUGCCCAUUGCUGCCGCAUGCGUGCCAGCCACAUUUCGAUCCAGCAAAUUCUGAAUUCAGCAACUCGUACAAUCUCGUGUGGACUGCGGAGCAAGUCGGGACGCUUGCGCGCACGGCGCAAGCGUGCGUGGAAGAGGAAGUGAUCGGUGCUGUUAGAGUAGUUGUGCGCGAGCACUACGAGCGCCGGAAAGCCGCCCGAUUGGAAUUGGCGCGCAAUGCGAUGCGGUGA
Messenger RNA from Ceraceosorus guamensis, 2400 nucleotides. Its product is annotated as FabD/lysophospholipase-like protein. Lineage: Eukaryota; Fungi; Basidiomycota; Exobasidiomycetes; Ceraceosorales; Ceraceosoraceae. The transcript has 10 exons. Gene Ontology annotation, cellular component: cytosol. Gene Ontology annotation, molecular function: A2-type glycerophospholipase activity. The record is from RefSeq and is a predicted model, not a curated record. Bases 1 to 2400 code for a protein of 799 amino acids. Gene Ontology annotation, biological process: glycerophospholipid catabolic process.